Molecule: messenger RNA, 1000 nt
Organism: Mustela lutreola (European mink)
Lineage: Eukaryota; Metazoa; Chordata; Mammalia; Carnivora; Mustelidae
Gene: LRRC72
Product: leucine rich repeat containing 72
Exons: 9
Coding region: 77-943 (288 amino acids)
Molecular function (GO): protein binding
Source: RefSeq, a predicted model, not a curated record
UGUUGGUAACGGACCAAUGAGCCGUGGAGCUAGGUUGGAUGGCUAGUAGGUGCUGCUAGCCUCCCUUAGUGCCCUGAUGGCCUGGGACCCGAACCAUCUGCCCCAUGUCUCCCUACACUCUACGAGCUUAGUCAGGGCUCCGGAAGUUGCCUUCGAGAUCAGCCGCAGGGCAGUUGAAGAUCAACUAAAGAUAUGUGGCUUCAAGAGGGAUGCUGAUGUCUUUGAGCUGUUCCUUUCUCAAAAGAAUCUGACAGAGGUCAUUGAUCUAUCUAGGUUUAGAAAAUUAAAAUAUUUAUGGCUACAUCACAACAAGCUCCAAGGAUUAACAUUCCUAACUAGAAACUAUUGUCUGUCAGAGCUCUAUCUGAACAACAAUGCCAUAUUUGACAUAGAAGGCCUGCACUCUCUGCCUUCAUUGUACUUGCUCCUGCUCCACCACAAUGAGCUAACAAACAUUGACGCCACAGUGAAGGAAUUAAAGGGGAUGCCAAAUCUGAAGAUCCUAACUCUCUACCAAAACCCUUUGUGCCAAUAUAACCUGUACCGUUUAUUUGUAAUCUACCACCUUCCGGAAGUACAAUAUCUUGACCGAAAAGAAGUUACAGAAGAUGAGAGAAGAUCAAUGAUUACCGUUUUUAACCAUAAAAGGACUCAUGUCAUUCAAUCAAUAGCAUUCGGAAGAAGAGUAGAUGCCUCAUGGAAUCCUAGAGCACCACUUAAGCAAAAACCAGCCCAGAGAGUACCUCCAGAUUUUGCUUUUGCGAAUAAUGUAGACAAAACUGUGUUCGAUGACCCAGAAGAUGCUGUGUUUGUAAGGUCCCUGAAGAGAUCAGCUAUGGCUUUUACCUUCCUGAACUGGGACACAGUUCCAACACGAGAGGAAAAAUACAUUGACGAGAAAGACAGAGAACCCACUCAAAUGCUUACAGUUACACUGAGAUAGCCCCUAGUGUUUCUAGAAAUCCUAGUGGAUUUCUGUUGUUUAUUAAACUUCUCUGUG